AUGCCUAUACUUGUAAAGAAAUAUGGUAAAGUAAACAAAGUAGACUCAACUACACAAAAGCAAAUUAUAGAUUCGAUAGAAUUAUUCUAUCAUAGUGACUUUGAACGUUUCAAAGUCACUUUCACUCACCCAAGCAUAAAAUAUGUUUCCUUUUCCAAUCAAUUAGGCUAUGUAUUAGGGUUCCAAAAUCCAAAUAUGGUAUUAAACAAUGAAAUUGCCAAGUACGGGUGUGAUUUACGAGGAGGUUUCUCAAGUUUCGCUGUAUAUUCCAAAGGACUUACUGAAAGUAUGAUAAUAGGGAAUUCACUUAGUUCACUCCUAAGAGUUGUUUCUGUAGCAGGAGCCACCCCAGGACAAUAUUAUGAGAAAAUAUAUGAUUCACCAAUUUAUGCCCGAGUUUUACCAAAAGAAGUUAAUGAGAUUGAGAUUGAACUGAGAACAAUGGAUAACGGUCGACCUGUACCAUUUGAAUUCGGUACAGUGCUCCUGGUCCUAAUAUUUAAGAAGGUGAUAAAUUUCUGAUUUUCAUUUACAAAUUAAAAAUGGUGCACAUUUUAUUUGAUACAAGUACUGUGAGUUAUGACGAUUUUAUUCUUCCAAUGAAAGGAGGAGGAAUUACUGAUGACUAUUUUAAAGGUGCAGCUCCCUUUCAGAGAGGUUAUGGUCAAAGGGGUGCAGGCAUUGGGGAUAUUAUGAGAGGACUUUGGAGAUUUUUCCUACCAAUUAUGCGACGUGUAGGUACCACUGUUUCA
This is a messenger RNA of Meloidogyne enterolobii, 752 nucleotides long. NCBI's taxonomy places the organism in Eukaryota, Metazoa, Nematoda, Chromadorea, Rhabditida, Meloidogynidae. The record is from the annotation of a GenBank genome assembly.